AUUCCCGAAACCCCGCAGUGGUUGUUAUCAAAAAAUCGAACGGCUGAGGCUGAAAAAUCGCUUCGCUGGCUUCGAGGUUGGGCUACAAGUAAGGCUGUGGCGCAAGAAUUUCGAGAUCUACAACAACAUAUCGAACGUUCCAAGUCGUGUUAUUCAUGCAUCAAACAAGAUUUGAAUUGCACCCAUCCUCUGCCAACAUUGAGAGAAAAAUUCUCUGAAUUAAAACGGAAACAAACGAUCAAACCACUGUUUAUCACAAUCAGUUUGUUUGUAAUCGCUCAAUUUUCGGGUGUGUAUUCUAUGCGAGCAUUUAUUGUGCAGAUCUUCAAGGCAUACGAGAGUCCACUUCCACCAGACCAAGCAACGGCUAUUAUGAGUUUCUUGGAAGUCAUAGGCUCGGUUGUUUUCAUGUGUUUGGUACGCUUCAUCGGCAAACGACCCAUUUAUUUGGCCACUGCGCUGGGAAUAUUCGUUUGUUCAACGACCGUAUGUUUGUGUGGCUUCAUUCUGCUGCCAAAAGGAUACAUAUCGUUUGAUCAAACGCAUGAACCAUAUCAUCUAGAGAAUACGAUUCUGACUUAUAUUCCGUUGAUUGGCUUGUUUCUGUGGAGCUUCUUCUCAUACAGUGGGUUCCUUGCAAUGCCCUGGAUGCUUCUUUCCGAGAUAUUUCCGUUCAAAUCCCGUGGUGUAGCAAGUAGUAUUGCGGUUUCAUUCAGUUUCCUUAUGGGCUUCAUCUCUAGAAAAAUAUAUUACAGUUUGGAAACGACACUGUCUCUGCCUGGCACUAAGCUAUUUUUCUGUGUCAUCUCUGGCCUUGGAUUUGUUUUGAUGUAUUUGAUUUUGCCGGAGACGGAGAACAUCUCGCUUGAAGACAUCGAACGACACUUUUCUGACAAUUCAAAGAAAAUCACCGACCGAAAAAUUCGUAAAUCAAAUGAAAAGACAUAAUCAGGACAUGUUGAAGGCUGCUGAUAAAAACACAGGGAAUUCGAGUUGAUGUACUUGAUAAUCAG
Molecule: messenger RNA, 1013 nt
Organism: Sitodiplosis mosellana (orange wheat blossom midge)
Lineage: Eukaryota; Metazoa; Arthropoda; Insecta; Diptera; Cecidomyiidae
Product: facilitated trehalose transporter Tret1-like
Exons: 3
Biological process (GO): transmembrane transport
Cellular component (GO): membrane
Molecular function (GO): transmembrane transporter activity
Source: RefSeq, a predicted model, not a curated record